This is a messenger RNA of Prorocentrum cordatum, 1166 nucleotides long. The record is from the annotation of a GenBank genome assembly. NCBI's taxonomy places the organism in Eukaryota, Dinophyceae, Prorocentrales, Prorocentraceae.
CGAUGUCCGCAGUGAGGCAGGCGUACGUCUACCUCCUCGUGGCGUGCACCCUGGCUCUGGGCUGGGUGUGGCUCACGAGCGGGAGUCUCGCCAGCCCAGAGGGACUCGUGCAGCAUGUGGUCGCUCCCGGGCGGGCAGGUCCAAGACCUGCGACGUCUAUGAAUUUGUUGAGGGUGCCUGCUCUGUCAGAUCCGGAAAGUUGUCAGAGGGUCUGCCUGAAGGAGGUCAACGGAGAUUCCGAUAACAAGUCGAGGCGGGAUUUCGUGGACCGUUUCCCAGAGAUGGCCAGGUUCCAUAAGCCGGGGAAUGUUGCCAAGCUGACCAAAAUGCUGGAGGCGCUCCCAGCAGCUGACAGGGACGAGCUGAUAGUUUCUGUGAGGUAUCAGUUUAAGGGCACGAAGGCGAUGUCAGACUUUGCCAAAAUCGAAGCUUCGUUCAACACGGGCAUCUCUAUGUAUCAGAACAUCUUGGCACGGGCCAGGGCGAACAAUUGUUCGCGGAACAUGUGGACCCCGUUUCAGUGCAAGGGGGGGCGCAGGAUUGCAGGUAUUAGGAUUAAUCAUUUGGCGCAGGACACUUGGAAGUUGGAUCGCGUGCGCCGCAGCGCUUGCAUGCAUGGCUUCGAAGUCAACUGGACCGACAGCGUCUGGCCUGGAGUGAUAGUGAAGGAGCGCCCCGAGGUGCUCACCAAUGCUAUCCGAAUGAAGUACACUAAGCCUCCUGGGACAGACAAGCUCGGGAAUGUUGGGGCGGCUCUCGCACACGUCACGCUGUGGGAGGAUCUGUCCACGAACUACGACCCAGACGACGUCUGGCUGGUGAUGGAAGACAACGUCCUGUUCAAGCCCGAGUCGCUCGCGGGGAUGUGCAUAACGAUCACCGCGGCCGGCGACUUCGACGUCCUGAACCUGAGUGUGUUGCGGCCUAUUCUGGAAGGGCGGAAAAGAACCAGACAUCCGACAGUGUGUGUGUUGUUUUCGAUGCGCGGCGCCAAAGGUCCUGAACCCAGCGACAGGUUCUCGUCCUGGAUAAGUUUUGAUGGCCCCUGUGGAAGAGCGCAGGAGCAUACACUUCUCGGAUGCUCGUCGGGGGGCUUCCCUCCGUCCUCACCGGGGUCCCCUCGCCCCGCGCACGCCCUUCGGCGCAGGCCGCCGCUCGGAGGAUGA